Messenger RNA from Myotis daubentonii (Daubenton's bat), 1132 nucleotides. RefSeq names its product tachykinin precursor 1 (gene TAC1). Gene Ontology annotation, biological process: positive regulation of cytosolic calcium ion concentration; inflammatory response; tachykinin receptor signaling pathway. Lineage: Eukaryota; Metazoa; Chordata; Mammalia; Chiroptera; Vespertilionidae. The record is from RefSeq and is a predicted model, not a curated record. Gene Ontology annotation, molecular function: substance P receptor binding.
UCGCGUGGGGAGCGGGUCACGUGGGUCUCGAGGCGCGUCAAGCCGCGGAUAAAUACUGCGAGGCUCCAGGCGGGCGGAAAGCGCAUCCGACCUCCUCCUCCUCCACCGUCGCGGCACCGAGAGUGCGGAGCGCCGGGUGUGCGCUCAGACCGGCCAGAGGGUCCCUGCGGGUCUGCGGGUCUGCCCGCCGCGAAAUCCAGCAUGAAAAUCCUCCUGGCCUUGGCCGUCUUAUUUCUCGUCUCCACGCAACUGUUGGCAGAAGAAAUCGGAGCCGACGAUGGUUUGAAUUAUUGGUCCGACUGGUCCGACAGCGACCACCUCAAGGAGGAGCUGCCUGAGCCCUUUGAGCAUCUUCUACAGAGAAUCGCCCGGAGACCCAAGCCUCAGCAGUUCUUCGGCUUGAUGGGCAAACGGGAUGCUGGUAAGGCAUUUCCUAUUGUUGUCUUUCUUACAGGACAUGCCCAUUUCUCCAAUAAAAAAAGACAUAGAACAGAUGCCUUUAUUGGACUAAUGGGCAAAAGAGCUUUAAAUUCUGUGGCUUAUGAAAGGGAUGCGAUGCAGAAUUAUGAAAGAAGACGUAAAUAAACUACCUAAUGUGUUUACUGAGCUUCAUUUGUGUCAAUAGUCAAUAAAAGGUAAAAAAAUGAGAAAUGCACUAUGCGGAAUAAUUAUUUAUUUAAUAAUAAUAAUAAUUGUUUUGAGUUAAAAACUCAACAAAGUGUUUAUUUUUCAUAUUGUGCCAAAAUGUGUUGUAAAAGUGUGUUAUAAUUCUAAUAUGAUGAUUCCCUCAGAAAUAGAAACAGUAGUAAUUUCUCAACAAAGCACAGUGUUCAAUGAAAUUGUAAAGACCUGUCAACAAUAUAGUCUCUGAAGAAAGAAAUCGUUUUUGUUUCUUGGAAGUAAUCACAUCAGCUCCUGCUGAAAGAAAGGACGUUCACAGAUAGGCCUGUGCUUCUCUGUUGUUUUUAUGGUGAAAAUGUAAAAAUUAUAUUUGUAUUCCUGAAGCAUGUUUUAUGCUUUGUGACUAUAUAGAAAUGUUUUAAAACAUUUUAAUGUGAUUCUAAGGUCAUCAUUUCAUUGUGUAAUGUGUUGUGAUAGUUGACAUUUUAAAUAAAAAAAAUAUCUUGAGAAA